GUGCUCCGUGGACAACCGAGUCACCCGCUUUUUGACCCGCAGCAGCAUCCUCUAUGCUGGCAAUGACAAGUGGUGCUUGGACCCUCGGGUGGUGCUCUUGGCCAACACCAAAACCCAGUACAGCAUCCAGAUCCAAGAUGUGGACGUGUACGAUGAGGGCCCCUACACCUGCUCCGUGCAGACAGACAAUCACCCCAAGACAUCGCGCGUCCAUCUCAUCGUGCAAGUGUCUCCCAAAAUCACCGAGAUCUCUUCCGACAUCUCCAUCAACGAGGGCGGCAACGUCAGCCUCACCUGCAUAGCCACGGGCAGGCCAGAUCCAACGAUCACCUGGAGACACAUCUCGCCCAAAG
This is a messenger RNA of Eurypyga helias (sunbittern), 353 nucleotides long. RefSeq names its product protein CEPU-1-like. NCBI's taxonomy places the organism in Eukaryota, Metazoa, Chordata, Aves, Eurypygiformes, Eurypygidae. The record is from RefSeq and is a predicted model, not a curated record. Gene Ontology annotation, cellular component: neuron projection.